AUGUACGCCACACGAGCUCUCCGUAUGAUGCCUACGAGACGCAUGAUGCGUCCUGUUCCCAAGGAGGACCAGAGUGCGCACACCGUCUCCCAGCGUCUCCGCAAGAUCAAAGAUAUCCCAGCCGAACUGUGGCCACUCGCUGCUGUCGUCGGCUUCGCGCUCUUCGCUGCCGGCUACUCGACCUUCCGCAAGUUCACUGUAGACAAGAACCUCCGACUCGCCCGUCAAAACCGCAAGGACGAGCCUGCCGCGCAUGACGACCACUAA
Messenger RNA from Anthostomella pinea, 267 nucleotides. NCBI's taxonomy places the organism in Eukaryota, Fungi, Ascomycota, Sordariomycetes, Xylariales, Xylariaceae. The record is from the annotation of a GenBank genome assembly.